Molecule: messenger RNA, 1998 nt
Organism: Brassica napus (rape)
Lineage: Eukaryota; Viridiplantae; Streptophyta; Magnoliopsida; Brassicales; Brassicaceae
Product: putative RING-H2 finger protein ATL21B
Exons: 1
Coding region: 44-856 (270 amino acids)
Molecular function (GO): polysaccharide binding
Source: RefSeq, a predicted model, not a curated record
AAACUAGUAAUCACUUCUCCCUUGGUACCGCGCGAACAACAUUAUGAUAUCCUCAAAACACAUAUUCCCUUUAGGUUUCUUCCUUAUCUUCCUCUUCCCUCUCCGACACGCCUCAAACCCUAAAAAAUGUUCAUCUUCUUUUUAUAUACCACAUAGAUGUGGACCCUUAGAAGCCCCCAUCCGUUUCCCUUUAUGUGACCAUGCAGGAUUCAAUCUCCACUGCACCGAUCUCAAUAAGACCGUCCUAGAACUUCCAAUGUCUGGAACAUUUCUUGUCCGUAAUAUCGACUAUUACAAGCAACAAAUUUAUAUCAGUGACCCCGAAAAAUGUUUGGCUAAACGGCUUUUAACGUUCAACAUGUCAGGAUCUCCUUUCUCUAGUCGCUUCAGUAUCUUCUACACGUUCUUUUCUUGUCCUAAUGAUGUCGUCUUGCCCUUUUCAUAUCGGUCCAUUCCUUGCUUAAACAAUUCUACCUCAUCCUUCUAUGUCACGACUAAUUAUGCUUUUGUAGAGAUUAUGUUUCCUUCUUGUCAGAUCGUGAAGAGAUUACAUGUCCCUUCACCGUUUGGAGAAAUAGAAUUCUUGAGUUACGUCGGCAAUGAAAGCCUCAUGCUUGAAUGGCUCUCACCAAAUUGUAGAAGUUGUGAAAUGGAAUACUUGAGAUGUGGGUUCAAGAAAAAGUCAUCCCUCGAAGUCAAAUGCUUUGGUUCUAAAGAACCCGGUAAACUCAAUUGUUUCCCUUGUUUUUCUCUUUUACUUGUGAACCAAGGGAACUCUAUAAAUGGAAUGUAUGUAGAAGAUGCUACCUGUUUUGGUGAAAGGUUUAACGCCAUGUACAUCUUUAGGUCUAGAUAGGCUUUAAUUUCAAGUAAUACAUUACAUAUUAAGAAAGUAGAGGAAUAUCAUAGUAGCACUUAAAAAUUGACAAUUAGGAAUUGGCUAAUCAUUAUUUAAUUGUCUUUAAACAUAUAUACAUUAUAUUAUUCAAUCCAAGAUUUCACCUCAACUACGGAAGUGUUCUCAUUUUAUCAUUCAACACGCUAAAGUCAAAUGUCGUAUUCCGACCAAAACCUUAUUGACACUGGCAGUGGAAUUUGUUUUUAAAGAUGUUUAAUUUAUAUGUUUACAGUUUAUACUGAUAUUCUCAUGAUCAAAAAUGAAUCGACAUGGAUAUCAGAUGAAAAAAUAUAUAUACAUACUCAUAUUAAAUUCAGUUUCAAUCUAAAACUGUACCUCUUAUUCCCCAAAAAAAAAACUUAAACGGAAACCCUAAUCAACCACUUUAUAUUAACUGUCUUAAAAUGACUCGUAGAACAUUAUUUGGCAGGUCACUUGAGUAGUGGAGUGCUAGCCGUAAUUAUAAGUUUCUCCAUAAUCGGAGCAGUCACCCUCUUUGGAACUUGUAUUGCUAUCCGCGUCUACAAUUCCCCAAGACGAGGACAUUCGGCUAUUGCAGCAGCAGCAACGGUACGGCAGCAACCAAGAGAGGUUAUGGCGGCGGUGAGGGGUCUUGACCAGUCUACAAUAGAAACGUACAAGAAAGUUGAGUUGGGACAAAGUAGAAGGCUUCCAGGAACUAAUGGUAUUAUAUGUCCGAUUUGUUUAUCGGAAUAUGCGAGCAAAGAAACCAUACGGUUCAUGCCGGAGUGUGACCAUUGCUUCCACGUGGAAUGUAUUGAUGUGUGGCUCAAGAUUCAUGGUUCAUGCCCUCUUUGUCGGAACUCGCGCAAGUGAAAGAAAGAAUAAUGGACUUGCAGUAUAAAACUGAUUGGAGAAUGAGUAUAAUAACCUCAUGAUCAUUUGUAUUAUAUAGUGUUGGUAACAUUCAUAAUACUUUAGAUGUUUGGAUCCUAACAGGUGCUUGUGUGAAUAAGAAGUGUCUUAGCGUUACAAGGAAUGCCACUGGUUUUGAUAAACAUAUUAAAUGUUUCUAUGAAGUGAGGACAUAUGUUAUGAUUAAAGAUUUAAUUAAUUGAUAUCGUUUUGAUUUUGUCACA